Messenger RNA from Striga asiatica, 339 nucleotides. NCBI's taxonomy places the organism in Eukaryota, Viridiplantae, Streptophyta, Magnoliopsida, Lamiales, Orobanchaceae. The record is from the annotation of a GenBank genome assembly.
AUGGUGGUGGUGCUUGUCGGGAAUAAAUCGGAUUUAACCAAGUCGAGGGAGGUGGAUAUGGAAGAUGGCAAGUGUUUGGCCCAGCUUGAAAGCCUCUCUUUUAUGGAGACUUCAACCAAGGAGAAUUUGAACGUGGAGGAGGCUUUUUUCCAGAUGAUCACAAGGAUUUUCGAAAUCACUCGUAAAAAAAGCUUAUUAGAAUCUAACAAGAUGAGCGAUCAUGAUCAAGCCACGUCAGCAAGUGCUGAUCAGACGGUACUGAAACUGGAGAAGAAGGAAAUUAUAUGUAUUGAUGAAUUAUCUGCUACUAAACAAAAUAGUCACUGUUGUUCCUAUUGA